This is a messenger RNA of Penicillium malachiteum, 408 nucleotides long. Its product is annotated as tubulin-binding prefolding complex subunit GIM3. NCBI's taxonomy places the organism in Eukaryota, Fungi, Ascomycota, Eurotiomycetes, Eurotiales, Aspergillaceae. The transcript is spliced from 4 exons. Gene Ontology annotation, biological process: protein folding. Gene Ontology annotation, cellular component: prefoldin complex; cytoplasm. The record is from RefSeq and is a predicted model, not a curated record. Bases 1 to 408 code for a protein of 135 amino acids.
AUGGUUCAACCACGCAUGCUUUCAAGAGCCGAGGAGACUACUGGCGAUGAGAAUGAGGUCCGUCGUGAGGAUCAGGAGAAGAUUAAUCGGUUUAGCCGAUUGCAUCAGCGCGAGACUGUAUUGGAGGAGCAAUUGAAAGCGAAGCAGAAGGAUAAGGAAGAUCUUGAGGAGCUUUCUAUGGAACUUGAGUUGGCUGAUGAGGAUGAACUUGUUCCGUACAAAAUUGGCGAUUCCUUCUUCCAGCUUCCUCUUGCGGAUGCACAGUCUAUGCUCGCUACUUCCACAGAGCAGAUUGAUGCGGAUGUUGCCAAGCUGGAAGAGUCCAUUUCUGAGCUUCAUGAGGAGUUGCAGCAGCUCAAGGUUGCCCUGUAUGCUCGCUUUGGCCGGAGUAUCAACCUGGAGACAUAA